Molecule: messenger RNA, 740 nt
Organism: Motacilla alba alba
Lineage: Eukaryota; Metazoa; Chordata; Aves; Passeriformes; Motacillidae
Product: nucleoside diphosphate kinase
Exons: 5
Coding region: 165-626 (153 amino acids)
Biological process (GO): GTP biosynthetic process; regulation of apoptotic process; UTP biosynthetic process
Molecular function (GO): nucleoside diphosphate kinase activity
Source: RefSeq, a predicted model, not a curated record
CGUUCCGCUUGGUGCUGGCGAUCCCGCCCCCGAAGCGCCGCCGGCCCGGCGGCUCCUCCUUUGCGCGGGGCGGGGGAUCCGCGGCGUGCACGCCUCCUCCUGAGCCUCUUCCUCUAGCGGCAGCGGUGCGGAGGGUGGCGGCGGCGGCAGCUCCGGAUAGUGCCAUGGCGGGGAACGGCGAGCGCACCUUCAUCGCCAUCAAGCCCGACGGCGUCCAGCGCGGGCUGGUCGGCGAGAUUAUCAAGCGGUUCGAGCAGAAAGGGUUCCGGCUCGUGGCCAUGAAGUUCGUACACGCCUCUGAAGACCUUCUCAAACAGCAUUACAUUGACCUGAAAGACCGCCCCUUCUUCCCUGGUUUGGUUAAAUACAUGAGCUCUGGACCUGUUGUGGCCAUGGUAUGGGAAGGACUCAACGUGGUUAAAACCGGGAGAGUAAUGCUGGGGGAAACCAACCCUGCAGACUCCAAGCCUGGCACCAUCCGUGGUGAUUUCUGCAUUCAAGUGGGAAGGAACAUCAUUCAUGGCAGUGACUCUGUGGAGAGUGCACAGAAGGAGAUCAACCUGUGGUUCAAACCCACAGAGCUCAUCAACUUCAAGCCCUGUGCACACGACUGGAUCUAUGAGUGAUGGGUUCCCACAGUGAUUUGUGCCUUCCAACACCUCAUCUCAUUCCAGCUGCUGCCCUGGGAGCAACCACAGUUAGUGCUGAAAGUGACUGUCAAAUAAAUGGGUGUGAACUAA